Molecule: messenger RNA, 522 nt
Organism: Fraxinus pennsylvanica
Lineage: Eukaryota; Viridiplantae; Streptophyta; Magnoliopsida; Lamiales; Oleaceae
Source: the annotation of a GenBank genome assembly
AUGGCUAGACCACAACAGCGAUACCGUGGCGUUCGACAGAGGCGCUGGGGCUCUUGGGUCUCCGAAAUCCGCCACCCUUUACUAAAGACAAGAAUAUGGCUCGGCACAUAUGAGACAGCGGAGGAUGCAGCACGAGCAUAUGAUGAGGCUGCAAGGAUCAUAUCCGGGCCAAGCGCACGCACAAACUUUUCAAAGAACGGGAAUGAGCCUAAAUCAUCGUCAUCAGAACUUCUUUCUGCAACUCUAAUGGCUAAGCUACAAAAAUGCCACAUGAAAUCUCUCAAAAUGGCCAAGAAACCAGUUAUGAAUAGGCCAAAUGAAAUAGAACAAACUCAAUGUCCUAAUGGAGGUGCAUACGGUCGAGCAGGGGUCGAGUUGUCGGGGGAUUAUGUGAGUUGUGAAAGCCAUGUAGGGAGUAGUGAUGAACAAUUCAAGCCUUUGGAAGAUGAUCAUAUAGAACAGAUGAUUGAGGAGUUGCUUGAUUUUGGUUCAAUUGAGCUUUGUUGUGUUAUGGGAGACUGA